AUGUUGAAGGUUACUGUAUUUUUGGCCGUUUUGGCAGUCGCAAAUGCUGGAUUCUUUGAUGGAGUUGAUGGUAAGUCUAACUAUAAUUUUGAACCUAAUAAGUGAACUUUCACUUGGAAUUUUUGUGAGUGUAUAUUCUGAGCAGAACUUAAUUUUGAAUAUGUUGAUCCCAUAAGGUUAUUUUUGAAACAGUUGGAUUUUAUAGUGUUGAUGUAGGAAUCAUCAAUAUUUUUAACUUAAAAAAUCUCCCCUGUGAUGCUAACCCUAAACCUAGGUAUCUAUAAAAAUACUAUUCCAGGAAUAACUUCGGACGCUGGAAACUUCUUCUCGGGAACCUUCAAAUCGGUCAAGGAUUUGUUUGGAAAUGAUCAAAAAAGUCUUGAAACCAAUAUUGGAAGAGUAAAGGAUUUGUUGGUUGGAGUCAAGGAUAAAAUCAAAAUGCUUGAACCAUUGGCAAAUGAUUCACAAAAACAAACUUUGAGAAAUGUUGACUCGUUCUUGGGACAAAUCACUGGAUUCCAAAAGAAUGUGAGUUAAACAUGAGAAUGGGGGAGGGGGUGGGUUUCUAGCUCAUCGAAAUUAAAGUUGUGUUGCACCAAAACCGGGUUACUGUAGAUAAAAGUUGCAUUUUUAUCAUCCAAAAAAAAUGGAACCUUUACGGAAAACUAUUUUGAGAUUACUGUAGCCCAAAUGUUUUUUGUGCCUUGAAAUCUCACGACUACGGUAAUCAAGAUUUUGAUGCUGUCAUUGCUACAAGACCUAAGUUCUCUUAUUUUAAUUGUAUGCGCCUUCGAAUACCGUAUACCGAAUCAGGAAUUUGUGUUUUUUUUCCACUACAAGACCAAAAAUCUCUCAUUUUCUAAAAAUAAUCCAUCAUUUCUGAAAAUGUCAUUCAAUUUGCAACAUUUUUCAGAAUAAUUAAAAAGUUAAUCCAACAUUUUCUAUCUACUGUGAAAUUGGCAUUUUUUAUGGAACAACACAUGUUUUUGUUGUUUUCUCAAAAGAGAAAAAAAAUAAAGAAAAGUAUUUGUUUUCAAUUCGAACGAAAGAAAAAUGAUAACAAAAACAAGUCGUUUUUCUGGUGUUUUUUUGCUUUUUUUCCUCAAAAAAGUACGUUUUCCCUCCAAAGAGCUUGUUUUUUUGCCUCGCUUCAAAAAAUAGAGAAAAUAAAAGCAAGGGCAAUCAAACAACAACAAAAUGACCUCAACCUUGAAAAAUUUGAAGGUAGAAGAAUAAGAAAAAAAAUCAAUGUUGCUCUAUGAAACCUUGUGAGAGGAAACCAGUUUGAGGAAAAUAGAGAAAAACAUAUUAUUUUCCAGGUAGUUUUGGGCAAUUUAGAUACAAUUGAACCUUUUUCGGAAUUGAUGGAUAAAUUGGAUGAAAAUGUUAAACCUAAAAAUUUACCAAGCCGAAAGAAACCUAACAAAAUUUCAGAGUAGAUAAAUGUUGAUCUGAAAAUUACAGUACAAUAAGUUUAUCAUUAUUUCCAAAACAUCUGAACUGUAAUUUUCAGACUAAUAUUUACCUACUCUGACAUUUUUCAUUAAAUUUUUGAGUGAUUCUAAAAUAGUCCCCACAACUUAUCUCAACCAUUUGUUUUGCAGGUUGUCGACGGCGGUCAAGCAGCUUUCAAUGAAAACAAAUCCAAAUGGCAAGAUAUGGUAACCAAUAUUUUCGAUAAAGGAGGUUUGACUUCGGUUUUGAAAUUGCUCAACUUGAACUCGGCUUCUUCAUAUUCGUGUGCUGCCAUCGUUGCUCCAAUCUUCUAUUUUCUUUUUGUUCGUUAA
Caenorhabditis angaria is the source of this 1787-nucleotide messenger RNA. The record is from the annotation of a GenBank genome assembly. NCBI's taxonomy places the organism in Eukaryota, Metazoa, Nematoda, Chromadorea, Rhabditida, Rhabditidae.